CGGGGGCGGCGGCUGAGCCACGAGCGGGAGCGGGACCGGCGGCGGGAGCGGGACCGUCCCCGUCCCCCCGCCAGCGGCUCUCCCGGCGGGGCGGCGAGAAGUCACCAUGACCCCAGCCCUGAGAGAGUCAGCAACAAAGGCACGUGGUGUCCACUUACCUUCCUUGUCAACUAAAACCAUGGAUCCCAGUGCUCUGUUAAAAAUCGAAAGCCCGAGAGCUGUUGAAGAGGCGCCAAAGAGGGAUUCCAGCUCGCAGAUUAAUCACUCGGGGUGUAGGUUUCCCACUCCUGAGCCCAGAGUCAGUCAGUCGAUAAAUUUAAAGCCCUUUGGCUCCCUUCAGCCUUCAAACCAGUAUCAGACCAUCUUGCUGACGGGUUCUCCAUCCUCUUUAAAAACCCACGACAACAAUAGCAUGCAAAGGAAAUUAGGGGAGCCCUACUGCAGCAGACUGAAAACUGGCACCAGCUCUCAAUCUGGAAGAAUAUGUCACUCCCGAUCUGAAGAGCUAAUCGACAAGGGACCCAAAUCAGAUGUACUAACAAGGUGCCAUCGCGUGGUUGAGGUGAAGAGGGCUUUGGUUUCAGAUGCACCUAAAGCUAGCAGUGGAGGCGAAACACAGCCAUUAAACUGUAAGUGGUUCCCAAGGAACGGGCUUCUAAGUAAGACUUCCAGUGCCAAAAUUCAAAGGAAUAUACUGCAUUGUCCCCAAAAGAAAGUCUGGCCUGGACACUCAGACUUGAUUUUGAGCUCUGCUGCUGCUAGGAAAGAAAAGGAGGUGAAUACUCGUUUAGCUCAGUGUGUAAAGAAACAGAAAGUUCUGCUCUUCCAGGCCCAGAGGACUCAGAAACACUUGCAGAUGCUCUUGGCCAAGCAUGUGGCUGAACAUUGUGGUGAGCAAUUGAGGUGCUGCCUGAAGCAUCAGCUCCAAAAGGUGAAGGCUCCUGGAGCCUGGGACUGCGGCUUUCCUGGUUGUACCGAGGUGAAUUCAGCAGCUAUCCUAUCUGCCAUGGAGAAUGAUUCUUGGAAAGACCUAAAAACUGGCUUGGCGAGAAGUGCUGCCUCUAAAUUCCAGAGGUUUGUGCUCUCAGCUGCAGGACUGUUAUCCCACGUUGAGGAAAACCUGGACUCUGAGGCGACGGGCAGCAGCUCGGAUGAAGAGUGGAAUGAAAAGCCGGUUAAUAAAAACGCGGCGGCGAACUGCAGUUCUGAAUGGAGGUGGCUUGUAGACAGAGCUAGAAUUGGCAGUCGCUGGGCCUGGCUUCAAGCCCAAAUUUCAGAACUAGAAUGUAAAAUUCAACAACUAACUGGCAUUCACAGGCAGAUUCGUGCUAACAAGGGAAUGGUGAUCCUAAAGGAAUGCCAACUUCCAAAACACAAUUUGAUGAAGCAGAUACAAUUGACAGACCAAGCAGCUUUGUUGAGCCCAAUGGGGAAUUCUCAAGUUCCAGUGGAGCAACCAGAAUCUUUGCUGGAUCAAGAUUUUGAAAUGUCACCAAGCAGCCCUACUUUACUUCUGCAAAACAUAGAAAAACAGAGUGCUCAGUUGACUGAAAUCAUCAGUAGUCUGAUUGCUCCAUUCAACCAGUCACCAACAUCUUCUCCACUUGCCUCCAAAUCCUACAGAGGAAAACACCUGACCAAUGGCAUCUCUUGUAGUUUUUCAGAGAACGUGAAUCAGCGGCCUCCCUCCAGUAGUUGGUUACGUAGCGAGAAGCAUGUUAAGAAAAGGGGAAGAGACAAGACAAGAAUGAAGUCUCCUUCCACGAUUACUAUGUGCACAUCUGCCCGUACAAGGCCACUUCAGAGUUUCCACAAAAGAAAACUCUACAGAUUGAGUCCAAGCCCUGUGUGUUAUUUGAGUCAGCAGGCUUUGCCCUCCAAAGAUGUCCUGAAUCACCUUUCUGUGCCCAUGCCUUGUACGUCGUCCGCCUCAACCUGGAAUGCCGGCAAUCACACUGCAAAAUCUGAGCUAUCAAGCCACCGUGUUCAUGAGCUGGAUGCCUCUUUCCAUCCUGUAUUAUCACUCCCCUCAGAUGUUCCACUUCACUUAUACUUUGAAACACUGGUAAAAGGAAAUGAGAUUAAAAGAGAUUCUCCUGAGAGCACAUUGCUGGAAAGAGAGGUGCAUUUUGCUCAUCAUACUCCUCCUAAGGAAUGGAGAAAUGGGCAUUCUCCCAUAUGCAAAUCUCAAACAAAAUCGGAGACCACAGCACAAUUGUUAGAAGGAAGAAAGCAGCAUUUAAGUGAAACCUCCCCAGGGAUAGGAGAAAAAAAUAGGUUUGAAGAAUUUACUCUGCAGAACGCAGACCCAGGAGCACUUCACCAUUUCACGGCAGUUUCUGAUGUCCAGGUCCUCUCCAGAUCAAUCCCAACCACACCACAGAGUACAAGACGGAGAAUUAGAAGUGAAAGCUCUUAUGACAUAGAUAAUAUUGUGAUUCCCAUGUCUUUGGUGGCUCCUGCCAAACUGGAGAAGCUUCAGUACAAAGAAAUUCUUACUCCAAGCUGGCGGAUUGUGGAUCUUCAACCUUUGGAACCUUUGGAAAAGCCUUAUUUCGGUGAAGACGAGAGAGAAGACCUUUCUGAUGAAGUCUUUUCACUACGCCAUAAAAACUACGAAGAAAAAGAGCAAACCAGGUGGUCCCUGUGGGAACAAAGCAAGUGGCAAAGAAGAAUCAGCAGGUCUUUAGGCAAAAAUGUUGAUGGGCAAGAGAGCCAAGUUUCAUUGCUGAAAGAAGAUAGCAACAUUGGCACCGUUCAGUGCUACAUGGCUGAAACUACUCCCGACCAACCCUCCGAAGUUCACAAUUAUUUGUGUGAGGAUGUCUCACCGAUCUUGGAUGAAAACGAAGAAGCUAAGUCUGGGUGGUGGGAACGGAGAGUUUUUCCACUAAAGAAUGAAGAAAUAGCAGCCCUGCUGUGCCAAGAAGAGACAGCAGAUCAACCUGAAAGGUCUACCGUGAUUUUCCACGGAGAUGACUCAUGUGCACAAGUAGCUUGUGGAUCCCCCUGCCAAGAAAGCAAUUCCCGGGAGGACUGGAAGGCGACAAGUCUGAUGGCCCAGGACUCAGUAAUAUAAAGAAAAACAGGUGACAAGGAUCGGGGUGGUUCAGUAGAGCAUUAAAAACUGGAGAAAAGUGGAAGAUAAAGUCAGUGUAACAUAUUUCACUCUUAUAUGCUUUAAAACAGGAGAGUAGGAAUUAUCACCCUGGGAUUCCUUUUGAAGCACAAAAUCUUUUCUCAAGAUGCUCCUUUUUUCAGUUACAUCUCAGGGCUGCAGUCAUUUGCCUGGAAUAACCAAGCACUUAAAUCCAGUGGCAUUCCUAAUUCCGAAUCUUAGGGUCAGUGUCAUGUUUGAAAUAUAUUUUAUGGUCCUGGUGAUUGAGCAUACUGUUCCAACUCAGAAAAGCUGUCUUGAACCAGUACUAGAGAGGUAUAUGUCCUCAGUAUGAGCAACUGUUUGGUAGUUAUGCAACCAGAUUUAAAUCCCUAAUGCAAAGUGUACUCUACCAUAGUUUUAAUUGAAUAUAGGCUUCUGAAUACCUUAACUAUGUGAAGGGAGGUUGUUUUACAUGUUUAACUCCCUUUAUUGCAGAUGGGAGUCAUUUGCAGCAAUUCCUGCAGAGGUGAGAUUUAAUCCUUUAAAAUAAUUUAUUUCUGUUAGACUAUUUUCUAGGUCACUGAGGUGCAAGACAAGCAGAAAAGAGUUAACGUUUAACUACUGGUGCUUUUUCAAUCACCAGAUCUCUGAAAGUUCAGCUAAGGCAUCCAAUCUUCUAGCUCUUAUUCUGUGUAAAGGGGCCACGUAAAAAGAACGUACUUAUUUGAAAGUGAAAAGAUGAAAUUGUGUAAGAAUCGUGUAAUGGAGUUUUGAUUCUUUAAUUCCCUUCAACUUUCCAUGUAUUUUACUUAAUCUAUUUUAAUUCAAGAGUGAGGUUUGCUAGUUAAAACACCUAGCCUCUGCAAGACUGAAUGUGUAGCACACAUUCUCAGUGGAAUCCAAAUUACACCAGUCGUGUUUUUCUAUGUGUCACGGGAAAUUAUACAAAUAACGUCUUUGUUGAACAUGUGCUCCAAGUUGUUAAGGAUCCAGAUAACCGGCCCUGGCUUAGUUUGUGUGAUUUCACACCAAGCUUCUGUCAAUUGACGUGAAAUUGAUAAGUGCUAGGAUUGGAGGAAACAGUUGUCAGAAUUCCCCACUUGCUGCUUUUGCUUGUAGUUUUACUGUCUCUUAGUUUAAGAAAAAACAAACAAAAAAAACCCCCUAAAUCUGCUGAAACCAGUUUGUCCUUAGAAUUAAACUUGUUUUUUUUUGCUUUAAUGCUUAAAUCCCCCUAAUUUUUUAAACUUAUUUCUAUGUUUUGUGUAGUUUGAAUUUCAUUAAAACUGUAGAACACUUGGUUCCUGUU
This is a messenger RNA of Ornithorhynchus anatinus (platypus), 4409 nucleotides long. RefSeq names its product KAT8 regulatory NSL complex subunit 1 like (gene KANSL1L). Lineage: Eukaryota; Metazoa; Chordata; Mammalia; Monotremata; Ornithorhynchidae. The record is from RefSeq and is a predicted model, not a curated record. Gene Ontology annotation, cellular component: NSL complex. The transcript has 15 exons. Gene Ontology annotation, molecular function: histone acetyltransferase binding. Bases 107 to 3079 code for a protein of 990 amino acids.